AACGACGUCAGAGAUUAUUAGGUCCUGGUGGUGGCAGCUGAGACUUUCAGCAAAGAGCAGACUCAUAACAACAUUUUCGGGACUCUAACUAAGGAACAUUCCCUUGAUAUUUAUUGGUUAUCCUAAACCAAUUCUUAUCGAUUUAAAUAAUUUAGGUUCAAGUGACAAUAACGUUAACCUUAACCAGUUCCGACAUAUGAAAUGAACGGAUAUACGGAAGUAACUAGCUGCCUGCAUAGCUAGCUAACAUUAGCUAGCUUCUCUUAAGAGAGUCUGGAUGCCAGAAUUAACAGGAGGCAUGGAGCUGGGGAGGCAACUGUGUGGUAAGAUGCGGCGGAACCGGCGUGCUGACCAGGCCAUCACAGCGCUGCAGAAGGGCCUGGAGGUGCACUUCUACCAGCCGGACACCCACCAGCUGGAGUACCUCAAAGACUCGUACGUGGCCGAGGACAUCUGUGUAGAGGCAGCCAGGAGAUGCCGAAUCUCGCCGCUGUGUCACAACCUUUUUGCGCUGUAUGAGGAGGGCCGCGACCUGUGGUACCCACCCAAUCACAUCUUCAAGAUCACAGAGGACACCUGCAUCAAGCUGCACUACCGCAUGAGGUUCUACUUCACCAACUGGCAUGGCACGAGUGAGACGGAGUCGCCCGUCUGGCGCCACACUCUCAGCAAACAACAUAGGGGGGGUGUGGGCACGCAGAGGGGCUCGGAGGGCACUCCGCUGCUGGAUGCUGCCUCACUGGACUACCUGUUUUCCCAGGGCCAAUAUGACUUUCUGAAAGGGCUGGCGCCAUUGCGUGUCCACCAGAGCGACGCGGAGCUGCACGAGAUUGAGAACGAGUGUUUGGGCAUGGCCGUACUCGCCAUCACACACUAUGCCAAGAGCAAAGAUCUGCCCCUGCCCGGUGUUGCUGCCGAGAUCAGCUACAAGCGCUUCAUCCCAGAGGAGCUGAACCGCACCAUCAAGCAGCGCAACAUCCUGACGCGCAUGCGCAUCAACAACGUCUUCAAGAACUUCCUCAACGAGUUCAACUGCAAGACCAUUCAAGACAGUAACAUCUCGCUGUACGACCUGAAGGUGAAGUACCUGUCCACGCUGGAGACGCUGACCAGGGGCCUGGGCUGCGAGACGCUGGAGCCCAGGACACUGCGCCUGUCCGGGGAGAACGAGAGUGCGCUGCGCUCGCCCAGCUCUGGAGACGAUGGCCAGGGCUACGAGGUCCAGGUGUCUGGGACCGUAGGGAUAUCCUGGAGGAAAAAACCCAUCGGAUCUGUGAACAAUCCCACGAAAGAUAAGUACAAGUCCAAGAAGACGAAGGACAGCACCAAGAAGAACGACAAGAAUAAAGAGGCUGACGAAGGCUGGACUCUCUUUUCGGACUUUCAUGACAUCACACACAUAGUCAUCAAAGAGUCCACAGUCACCAUCUACAGACAGGACAACAGGAGAAUGGAGCUGCAGUUGGCGUUCCGUGCAGAGGCCUUGUCGCUUGUGGCGUUGAUUGACGGCUACUUCCGGCUGACAGUGGACGCGCAUCACUACCUGUGCACGGAAGUGGCACCGGCCUCUGUGGUGCACAACCUGCAGAGUGGCUGCCACGGCCCUAUCUGUACGGAGUACGCCACACAUAAGCUGCGACAGGAGGGAAAUGAGGACGGGGCGUACGUGCUGCGCUGGAGCUGCACUGAUUUCAGCUACAUCAUCAUGACUGUUGUCUGUUUAGAGGUGGACUGUAUGGAAUCCAGGCAGGUUCCCCAGUAUAAGAACUUCCAGAUUGAGGUGAGUCCACAGGGCUACAAGCUGUUCGGAACGGAGACGCUCCACCCAACCCUCAACGAGCUGCUGAUCCACCUGUCCGGACAGAACCUGCGCACGGAGAACCUGCGCUUCCAGCUAAGGAGGUGCUGCCCACCUCAGCCCAGAGAGGCCUCCAAUCUGCUGGUGAUGACCAAAGGCAGAGAACUGGUUCCUCAGAGGCCGCCGCAGGUCAGCCAGCUCAGCUUCCACCGAAUCCUCAAAGAGGAGAUCGUACAGGGGGAGCACCUUGGCCGUGGCACCAGGACCCACAUCUAUGCGGGGGAACUGAUCAUGAAGAGCGAGGAUGAGGAUGAGACUGGGGGCUACCACAGCUCUCCCAAGGUCAAGGUGGUGCUGAAGGUGCUGGGCUCCGGACACAGAGACAUCUCACUGGCCUUCUUUGAGACGGCGAGUUUGAUGCGGCAGGUGUCUCAUAAGCACAUCACCCUUCUGUACGGAGUCUGUGUGCGCCACCAGGAGAACAUCAUGGUGGAGGAGUUUGUGCAGCUGGGCUCUCUGGAUCAGUUCAUGCGCAGGCAGAACAGUCCUCUCAGCACAGCCUGGAAGUUCCAGGUGGCCAAACAGCUUGCCAGCGCUCUCAGCUAUUUGGAGGAUAAGAAGCUGGUGCACGGUUUCGUGUGCACCAAGAACAUCCUGCUGGCGCGAGACGGCCUGGAGAAGGAGGGGGGGCCCUUCAUCAAGCUCAGCGACCCGGGCAUCCCCAUCACCGUGCUCACCCGAGAGGAAUGUGUGGAGAGGAUCCCAUGGAUAGCGCCCGAGUGUGUGGCGGACGCGGCUAACCUGAGCGUGGCGGCGGAUAAGUGGGGCUUUGGCACGACCCUGUGGGAGAUCUGCUACAACGGCGAGGUGCCCCUCAAAGACAAAAGGCUGACCGAGAAAGAGCGUUUCUACGCUGCCCAGUGUCAGCUGGCCACACCCGACUGCAAGGAGCUGGCCGAGCUCAUGACCCACUGCAUGACCUACGACCCCCGCAAGCGUCCCUUCUUCAGGGCCAUUGUCCGGGACAUCGACAUGCUGGAGGAGCAGAACCCGUCCAUCUCUCUGCCAGAUCCCUCCACUCUGGAAGUAGACCCCACCAUGUUUGAGAAGAGGUACCUGAAGAAGGUCCGAGACCUGGGCGAGGGUCACUUUGGGAAGGUGGAGCUGUGUCGCUAUGACCCGCGUGGUGACCGCACCGGUGAGCUGGUGGCGGUGAAGUCCCUGAAGCCGGAGAACAGCGAGGAGCAGAGCAGCAACCUGUGGUGUGAGGUCGGCAUCCUCAAAGAGCUCUACCACGAGAACAUCGUCAAGUACAAGGGCAUCUGCAACGAGGAGGGAGGCAGUUCUAUCAAGCUCAUCAUGGAGUACCUGCCGAUGGGCAGUCUAAAGGAUUACCUGCCCAGGAACAAAGUCAACACCAGCCUCAAGACGCUGCUCAAAUAUGCCGUCCAGAUCUGUCAGGGCAUGGACUACCUCGGCUCUCGGAACUACAUCCAUCGAGACCUGGCAGCCCGGAAUGUUCUCGUGGAGAACGAGAGCACGGUGAAGAUCGGAGACUUUGGCCUGACCAAGAGCAUCAAGGAAAACGAGGGCUACUACACAGUGAAGGACGACCUGGACAGCCCAGUCUUCUGGUACGCCCCAGAGUGUCUGGUGCACGGCAAGUUCUACAGGGCCUCAGAUGUCUGGUCGUUUGGAGUCACCAUGUACGAGCUGCUCACCUAUUGUGACACAACACGCAGCCCAAUGACGGAGUUCCUGAAGAUUAUUGGUCCAACCCAUGGUCAGAUGACUGUCACUCGAUUGGUCAAGGUUCUAGAGGAUGGAAGGAGACUGCCACAGCCUGAGGGCUGCCCUGAUGUGGUCUACGCCCACAUGGGGAAGUGUUGGGUGAACACGCCAAACGACCGCAUCGACUUCAAAGGCCUGAUCAGUGUCUUCCAGCAGAUGCUCGCUGACAGCCCACACCCUUGAUGAUACACCAACUGCCUUACCAUCACGGGGACACAAUGUGAAGAGCUCACCCAAGCUGUGGACAUUCAAGACUAUCACACGCAUUUAAACACACACACACACACACACACACACACACACACACACACACACACACACACACACACACACACACACACACACACAGGCUUGAUGUAGCAGAGGCUGUGUUUGAUCUGUCUACUUGUGUGAUCACUCUUUCUGGGAGAGUUCUUUUGUUUAUUUGCCAUGUUCUGAAAAUAUUGCUGAACUGAUGACAGAGACUGAAUAGACACUGACCCUCUGGGACAAACAAUGCAUGCAGAACUUUCCAGGAACAUGUCUUCACUUGAUUAUGCAAACAAAGUGGUCAGGGUCUAGCCCCUGGCUCCACAUCUGCCGCAUCAGUGGCCCACAUCUUGUAGCCUUUGUUUUUCAUUCAUCCAUGUUUUUAGCACUUGUGUUAAAGUCCUGUUGGAACUGGCCAGCUGGGCCCCCAGAGUUGGACUGGACAGAGAGAGGAGGAGGAGGAGGAGGAGGAGGAGGAGGAGGAGGAGGAGGAGGAGGAGGGAAGCCCUGUUCACACAUGAGUAGCGCCGGAGCGCUGCCUUUGCAUUGCAUGGGGGGGGGGGGGGGGGCGGGGGGUCGACCUCUGAGUCGGACCGUCUGAGUCAGCAUGGAUUAUACAGAUGGCCACGGGUGCAGUGGCCCGGUCACACACAACGCUCAUCUGUGUGCAUCGGUGUGCGUGCGUAUAUGUCUGUGUCUGUGUUUAUGUGUGUGUGUGUGUGAGAAAGAGCGUGAGUUUUGGAGCGAGGGGCACUGCACUGACUGCAUGGAAUAUUCUGGACAGCCCGUGGCUGUGUCUGAUUGGCUCUUGAAAGCUCUUGACUGAACCCCGGCAGCUGGCUUUCGUUCCUGCGUGUCUGACCGCCAGCGAGGCCUCAGGAAGUGCCCUGGACAUUCCCUGGAAAGCCCAAGCCUCCUCUCUCCCGUCCUGCCAGUGGCUUCUCUCUCGUCACGCCGUCUUCCUCUUCCUCACCUCCUAUUGGUCUGUUUGAGACUGAAAUGGACUCAAGGACUCGGGCCUGCACUCAGACCCACAGAGCUCAUCUGGCCAGUCAUAUGUGUCCCUCAUGCGUGCAGAGAUUGCCUCAUGCUUUGUCACUUCAGAAAUGUUUGUACAUGCAGCACUCAUUAUGGCCACUAGAGGACACCAAAGUAUAUUCUAUGUAUCAAGUGCUAUUAGACACAUAUUCUGAGCCCAGUAAAAAAAAAAAAAGUUUCUAUAUUCUACAGAGAAAAUGAUUCUUCUUUGUGAUGAAAAGAGUAUGUUGUGGAUGCGGACAUAUGACUGUAUGCGUUGACUUGUGGAGUGGGAGAUCCACAUUGCCAUAUACGGUAUGUGCAGUGUUGUGUUUAUAUGCUGUAUGGGGUGGUUGAAUUAGUGCCAUGUCUAUAUUCCUCUCCUCCUGCAGGAGGCUGGGUGGCUCCUAGUCCUUCUCCAAGGCCAGUGCAUGUCUCCCUGCCCAUGGAACAGAUGAACAGGGCAGCCUUCAAUCCAUGAUUAUUAGACAAGCAGUGGGCUGGAUAACCGAGCAGACUUGGAUUUUAGAGUUUGAUUUCUAGGCGUCGACCAUUUGAUGGAAAAUAUGUAAAAUCUGAUUCUUCUGAUAAUCCUUAUUCUAUUCUCGUAAAGCUACAAGUUAAUGAUAUCUCAAAACGAUUUUAAAAAGCUAAUGUGUAAAGAUUCUUUAUGACUGGAGACAAAAGAACAGUUUAGUCUCGCUUAACAGUAUGCUAGGCUUGCGUCUACAGUGUGUGACUUCCACAGCCAUACAUGGACACAGAUGCAUAGAUGGAGUGAGUGGGGGAGAAGCACAGGAGGGAAGAGAUGAAUGCAGAGAGAAGGAAAAGAGAAGGGAGACAAAGGAAGUUGUCCCAAUAUUUUGUUUUAUUUCGGAAUGUAAAACAAUUCCUGUUUCAAAAGAACAAAAAUGAUAAUUCAGAGAAAUAAGACAGGAAAGUACGACAUGUGGGGGAGAAAAUGUACAUAAAUACACCUUUCAAAUAAAUAACAUCUUUUUUCA
Messenger RNA from Alosa sapidissima (American shad), 5859 nucleotides. RefSeq names its product Janus kinase 1 (gene jak1). The transcript is spliced from 24 exons. The record is from RefSeq and is a predicted model, not a curated record. Gene Ontology annotation, cellular component: cytosol; membrane; cytoskeleton. NCBI's taxonomy places the organism in Eukaryota, Metazoa, Chordata, Actinopteri, Clupeiformes, Clupeidae. Gene Ontology annotation, molecular function: cytokine receptor binding; ATP binding; non-membrane spanning protein tyrosine kinase activity. The coding region runs from base 278 to 3772 and encodes 1164 amino acids. Gene Ontology annotation, biological process: cell differentiation; tyrosine phosphorylation of STAT protein; hemopoiesis.